UUCAAUCCAAACUUGCCCCAUCAUCCUUCAUGAAGGGACAAUUCGACGAUCCGUCGGCGCCAAGUGAAGCCGUCCACUUGGUGGUCCUACAGCACGGGCUCCACGGAAGCCCUCAAGAUUAUGCUUCGCUGCAGCCCAUCUUGACCUCGGUGCUUCAAGACCAACGGGUCCAUGUUGUCGCGACACGAAGCAACUCGACAGAGUACUAUACGACGCACGACGGCAUUGACAUUGGUGGUGUUCGUCUCGCUGACGAAGUGGAGCUUCUCGCCGCGCAAUGCCCCAAACUUCAAAAGAUCUCGUUCAUCGGACAUUCCCUUGGCGGUCUCUACGUUCGGUAUUGCAUUGGGGUCCUCUACGCCCGCGGCUUCUUUGCCACCAUCGAGCCCAUGAACUUCAUUGCAUUGGCCUCGCCCCACCUCGGCAUCCGUCGACCAGCCAGCCGCGGCGCGUUCAACACGCUGUUCAACUCGAUCUCGUCCAAAUUGUUUGAUCUAACCGGCGCGCAAUUGACCCUUCGAGAUGCCGUCUCCGAAGACACGCUGGCGCUGUCGUCUGUCCAUACCCUCGUCACUGUGACCACCCCUCGGUCGUUUCCAGCACUGGCGAUGACGUUGACGAUGCAAUUUGCGGCCCCCAAUGCUGGUUUUUCCACCUUGUUUAGCCAGUUACUGGGAAACUCUUGGGCUGUGUACUUUUCCCACCUGGACGUGAAUGAGCCGCCGUUGUUCUCGUUCGAUUUGACGCAUUUCGAUGCGGUGCUAUACCUGCCCGAGCCGCUAACUCCGCCGACCGCCGCCAAUUCUCACGAUCAUGAUCACGAUUUCAAUCAUUUGCACAUCCCAGCACAACCACGAGACACGGUGCUGCAAUUGCAAGGCCGACACGACGGACAAGAGGUGGCUAUUGACAUUUGCAUCGAGUCGACCGACGACUGGGCAUUUGUCCAUGCGAUACUGUUAAGACUCGGCGCCAUUUCGUGUGCCACGUACCCUGGCGACAAGCUCCAGCUUCGAUCGUUCCAGCUACAAGACCUAGACAAUGCGUAUACGCUGUUUCCACCUGUCAGUCGUUCAGUUGCUCAGCCACUUGCCAAGCAACAUUUACUCCAAUGUUUGUGCCAAGGGGCGUUUCUCCAUGGAUUGCACGCGUUUCGACGACGCGCAGUGUACUCGAACGUGUUUUAUGACAUCCAGGCGCCGUAUUCGUGCUCUGCAUUCCGAGCGUUCAACCCGUAUCGCAGCCACGUCGUGCCAUCUGCGACAUCGUCCGUGUACCCGCACAUUACGCUGCACUCGAUGGAAAACGCGGCGAUUCUGCGCGCCAGCAUUUUGGAGCUAACUACAGCCGAAAUCUCUCAAGAAGCACACGCAGUGGACCCGCCCAAACCCAAAAGCUGGCUGCAAGGCUUGGCUACGAUUCCAGCAAUCAUAUUUCCAGUCAAUAAAGCCGCCGAUACCAAUGAGUUGCCCCCGCAGCAGCAUCGCAUUUGCCAUGUCGUGUCCAAAGAAUCCGAUAAAGUUCUCGUGGACAGCCCCGAAGAUAUUUACUCGAGCGACCCCAUGCGCGAUAUUUUACGAGAAAUGUUGGUGUGCAUGCAGUCGUUGGAGUGGGAACGCAUCGACGUGCUGUUUGAAAGUGCGCUGGCCCAUGAGCAAAUCAUCGCCAAGCGCAGCCACGAAGUACCAGCACACGAGUCCGGCCUGGAUAUUGUUCAUCACAUUGCCGAUACCUUUGUCGUCGACUAGAUACAUAUAUAUAUAUAAAUUGGUUGACAAUAUAGAUAAUUCAAUAUGAAGGAGAUUUCGCAAUACUAGCGUUAGCAGUAUCUUGUUCACUUCGAAAAGUCAAAUCAAUUCGUCCUGGACACAAUCAACGGAAUUAACGCUAACGUUUAAUCACGGAAGUCAAAACAUUGCUCCGUCGUUGUCUGAAGUGAUCUCACCAUGUGUCAAGGCAUAUAUAUAUAUAUAUAUACCAUUGUAAUGUCCUUUCAAUACUGUAGUACCCCACCUCAAUAGAGUAAAACACACAAAUUUGAUCAAACUCUGAAAAUUUUAAAAAUAUCAUAGAGUUUGAUCCUGGCUCAG
This is a messenger RNA of Aphanomyces astaci, 2090 nucleotides long. RefSeq lists its product as hypothetical. Lineage: Eukaryota; Oomycota; Saprolegniomycetes; Saprolegniales; Verrucalvaceae. Bases 30 to 1748 code for a protein of 572 amino acids. The transcript has 12 exons. The record is from RefSeq and is a predicted model, not a curated record.